This is a messenger RNA of Racocetra fulgida, 1017 nucleotides long. The record is from the annotation of a GenBank genome assembly. Lineage: Eukaryota; Fungi; Glomeromycota; Glomeromycetes; Diversisporales; Gigasporaceae.
AUGCCCACGGCUGCAUUUCUUGUUUUCGGCUUCGUAGUUCUCCCCAGUCUGGAUAAGGCUAUUGUCGUUUUGAAAUUAAUCAAAAGUGCUUAUAACGGAAUGGAUGAAGUAAGCAGCAAUUAUAACAAAGGCUACCAAAAACCAGGAAAAACUAAUUGUGAAACUAGACAAAGUAAAGUCUUAACCAUUGACCCUGAUUUUUUGGAUGAUUUAGAAAUAUUCUUUUUGGCUGAUGUAGCCCGAGAUAGCAAUUUAAAUCCUUACAAACUUUUUAAAUCCGUGAUUGUUAAAAAGUUAGAAAAUAAUGUCCUGGCUACUAUCCAUGAUGAAAAGAGUGUGGUAUAUAGAAUAAUCAAUCCGGACGAAAUCCAACAUGAAAAAACCCUAGGAGGAGGUAUGGAAAAGUUUGCUUACCACGUGGAAGUAGUUGGGGACCAGGAAAGAAAUAUUUUACAAAACGACAUUGCCACUCUCCAAAAUUCGGCUGAUGUAGCAGUCGUGGAAGGAUUAAACAAAAAAAUCUCUAAUUUACGAACUCAAAAUGAAGAAUUGAUUAAAAAAAAUAGGAAGUUGGAGCAAAAAUCAAAAACUAAAAAUAAUCAAGGCAAUGAUAAUUUGCCCCAAUUAAAAGCAGAAUUAUUUAACCAAGUCCAAAAUAUUUACCAAGAAUUAAAAGACCAAAUAAGCCAAGCCACUAUUGCUUGGGGUCGGCAGGAAAUAGAAAAAAAACUGGGAGAGGACGAGAACCAGAAAUCCCCCUCUCCCGAAAACAAAAAAGAAAUAGUGGUAGAUUUAAUUAAGUAUGAGGAGAAUGAUUUAGGAGAAUAUGAAAAUAUUGAAAUCCAAUUUAAAUCGGGCAAGAUUUUACGGACUAGACCCAAGGAUUAUGUGGAAUCUGUGAAACCCGAGAAAAAAGAAAUUUUUCUCAAAGAUGAAGAAAUUACUCUCUUUUUCAAUAAUUCCACCAAAACUCCUAAUUUAUUAGAUGCUGAAACUAUUUAUUUAGAGGAUUUAUGA